This is a messenger RNA of Cydia fagiglandana, 5225 nucleotides long. RefSeq names its product zinc finger protein OZF-like. Gene Ontology annotation, biological process: regulation of transcription by RNA polymerase II. The transcript is spliced from 5 exons. Gene Ontology annotation, cellular component: nucleus. The coding region runs from base 27 to 1673 and encodes 548 amino acids. Lineage: Eukaryota; Metazoa; Arthropoda; Insecta; Lepidoptera; Tortricidae. The record is from RefSeq and is a predicted model, not a curated record. Gene Ontology annotation, molecular function: DNA-binding transcription factor activity, RNA polymerase II-specific; RNA polymerase II cis-regulatory region sequence-specific DNA binding; zinc ion binding.
UAACACAAAAAGCCAUUCAUAUUAACAUGGAAAGUAAUAAAUUAGAUGCCACUACCAUAUGCAGGACUUGCAUGUGCGAAGGUGCCAAUAUGAGAUCAGUGUUUAACAAAUUGCAAGACGGAAAAUCUGCGACUGAUUUACUUGAAAUCAUUGCAAAUAUUACCAUUAACAGUGAUGAUAACCUUCCUAAACAAAUUUGCGAUAAAUGCGAGAGGUUUUUGUGUAAAGCUGCUUAUUUUAAAAGUCGAUGUUUGGACGUCGAGGCAAAGUUGAAGAAACUCUUUAGCGAUGACUCUCCGUCAAGUUUAUCCUUGAUAAAACAUGAAAAUAAAGCGUCAGAAAGCACUGACGAGCCGUACCAGUGUUCUAUUUGCUUCAGUAAAUAUUCUGAAAUAGCUUUAUUAGAUAAACAUGUGUUCAACUUUCAUCAAAUUAAAAAAGUAUCACUGUUCAAUGAAUUCGCACUAUUUUCAAAUACCAAAGCGAAUAUAAUAACCCUAGGAACAGUAUCAGAAAAAGAAGAAAAUGAAAGUUUGGUUAAAGAGGAAAUAAAUAAUGAUUUUGUUGAAGACGGUAAUUUUGAUAAUGAAUAUUCAGAGCAUGAUGCAGAAUCUAUACUUAUCGAGUUUGAGCCUAAGAUAGAUAAAGACACAUUUGAAGCGCCUGUAAUGUCUAUAGACAACAACAAAAUAGACAAUAUAGAAAAAGAGAAAUACAAAUGUGUAAAAUGCAACCAGAAAUUCAAAUCGGCGAAUUCCCUGAACUUACACAAACGAAAACAUAAAGAAAAAAAAGUUAUUGACAAGAAAUACCAAUGUUCUUUAUGCAUGCGCAAAUUUAUAAGUAAGUCCGGUUUGACGAAUCAUUUAAGUAUCCACGAACGGAAGGACGAUGUUAAAUACACUUGCGGUAGUUGUAAAAGAGAAUUUAAACAUAAAGCACAUUUAGACAACCACAUGGUGACGUUACAUGCGAAUGAAAAAGGUUUCACUUGUGACUUUUGCUUGAAAAACUUUGCGACGCAAGAAAGUUUGGAGAUACAUAAGGAUUUGCAUAAGAUUGAUAAGAAGCACUCAUGCCAGUAUUGCAAUAAGUCGUUUUAUAUGCUGUCGACGUUGACUGAUCACGUCAGGACACAUACUGGUGAAAAACCAUACCUGUGCUCCACCUGCGGGCGUGGCUUCAGCCAGAAAACGAACUUAGCCCAACACAUGCGCCGCCAUCUUGGAUUGAAACAAUUCGCAUGUGAACACUGUACUCAGAGAUUCGUGUCAAAAGGCGAGCUAGUAGCCCACACACGAAAACACAGCGGCGCACACCCGUUCAUAUGUGACGAGUGUGGUAACGGGUUUACGACAUCCUCCUCCCUGGUCAAACACAGACGGACGCACAGCGGGGAGAGGCCUUUCGCCUGCGAUCUGUGUCACAUGAGAUUCGCAGCGUCAGGAACCCUAAAGAAUCACCGUCGUACACACACAGGGGAAAAACCUUAUCAGUGCACACACUGCGAGAAGGCUUUCGUGCAGAAAAACGAUCUCGUCUCACAUGUCAGAUGUCACACAGGGGAGCGUCCGUUCGUAUGCAACGUGUGCGGCAGCGCGUUCCGCAAGCCGGCAGCAUUACGAAGUCACGCCAAAAUGCACACAAGAGACAAAGAACUUAUGCCUUACUGAAAACUACCUAUAAAUAUUCAUGAACGAUUUUAGACUAGUAAAUCAUUACAGCAUGUGUGAAACAAGGAAAUGCAUAUGUCACACAGGGGAACGUCCGUUCGUGUGCGGUAGCGCGUUCCUAAGUCACGUUUGGCGAUCGUAAGUCACGCCAAAAUGCACACUAGAGACAAAGAGCUCAUGCCUUACUGAAAACUACCUGCAAAUAUGCAUGAACGAUUGUAGACUGAAGUAAAUUAUUACAACAUGUGUGAAACAAGAAAAUAUAGUUGUCACACAGGGGAACCUCCGUUCGUGUAGAGUGCACACUAGAGACGAAGAGUUCAUGCUUUACUAAAAACAUAGUUUAAAUCAAUUGAAAAUAAAAUGUCUAACUACAUAUACUUCGUAUAAGACGAAAAACAAAAAAAACUGGAAGUUUCACAUACAAAAUUUAUAUUUGCUCUGUUUUCUUUGUGUAUUUUUUGCAACGAAAGUAAGUGUAACGAUUUUGAUAGCACACUCCGUGUAAGUGUUAUUUUAAGCGUUAAACUUCUAUGAAAUUAUGAUAACACUUGCACUGCGUAUGCUAUCAAAAUACUCAUCGAGACAAUUCUAAAAACCCCUAACACAGUUAGGUUGCGUUGUUUCAUCACAGAGUUCCUAUGGCCACCUCCUGUCUCCAUCAUCAGAUCAGCUCGAUGGUACCAUAAUAUUGUAUUGUCAUCCGAUUUAUACAUGCAUGCAAAAUUUCAGCUCAAUCGGAAACCGGGAAGUGGAUCAAAUUUAACUUGCAAUAUUUGAUUACACACAGACAGACAGACAGACAGACAACGGUCAAGUGAAACUAAAUAAAAGCUUACCCGAUGAUUUUGUUUUAAAUUUAAAAGUGGAAAAAAUACUGUCUUGGGUGAGACUUGAACUCACGGCCUCUGGAUAGCAUCGUUCGCAGUCUCUGCUUGUUAAAAAUUAAGAUUUUGUUUUAUACGUAAUAAGUAUCCAUUUUUAUUCAAAUUAUGUACACUGUGCCAAAUAUUUUUACUUGUGUUCUCAUUAGAAUUAAGUUAAUUUAUGUAAUUUUAUGAAUAUAAGCUAGUUAAUAGUUAACAAAAUAUGAUGAACAAUUGAACAGUGAUUGGCGUUUUGGGUGCCACUCGGGGUGAAUGACCUAAAUUAUUACUUAUUUAAUAUCGCAUAUAUGUUAUAAAUACCUAACGUUUAAAUAGCUUUUUUUUCAACAGUUCGGUCGGUUGAAUUUUGGCAACCCUAAAUAGACGAAAGGGCUACUGCUAUACAUUAGAAAGGGAUAGCAUGAUUAGUCCUUAAAUCGCUGUCAAACUUCGGUUUUGUAGGAAGUGUCCUUUUUGUACGGUAGUACUAUUAGUUAUUCUGUGCCAAAACGACGAUUACUGAUGAUUAAUUAACUAUACUAGUGUUUGACAUUCUGGCCCCAAUGACUGACAGCCUGACAAGUGUUAUUUAGACUUAAUCGCGUAUUAAGUUUUAAAAUUACCUCCGACGUUUCGAAGACGGCAUUGUACCCGUGGUCUUGGAGAAAAUUUCCGCGAUUAAACCCCAUUUAUGUUAUAUUGUAGCUAAUAAUCAUGCAUAAUAUGCAGUGUUGUGAAUAACGCUUAUUUUUAGGCUUAAAGACCCAAGACUCGUAAGUCUUGAAGACUCGACUAUAUUUGGGAAUUGUAUUUAUUUAUUUUACGCGUAUGGAUGUAAGAUAUCGUCUUUGCCGCCUUUCAGGCGUUUAAGCCUCAAAGGCGAGUCUUUAAGCCUCGAACCUUUAAAAUUCUCGAGCGUUAUUCACAACACUAAUAAUAUGGGACCAAGUAAGUUUCUAUACGAUUAUAAAUAUAUGGUUGUAAAUAGUUUUUUUUUUAUUAGGAAAAUUUCGUGAGUGACUCGUUUUAGUAUAAUAAAUACGGGUCACUCACGUAUUCUAACUCAGCAUUGCUCGAAAUGGCAAUCGGUCAUGGAAAGCUACUAUAAUAUGUUUAAGUUGUUGUCGAUAAGUUCUCAUAAAAGAACACACACUGGAGAGAACACAUAUUCUUGCGUUAUAUGCACAAAUAAGUUUUCGGAUUCAAGCAAUUGCAAUACGCAUGGACAAAUCCAUACGGGCGAGAAACCUUUUGUUGCAAUAGAUGUACAGAUGUAGUGUUUAAUUAUUUUCCAUCGUAUUUUCUCGGAAACGUACGAACGUGUCUUGCUAUUGCUGGCAGUUUCGGUACAAAAAGUACUGAUGUUGACUGAAGUAGCAUGACAAAUACGAAUUUGUCAAAUGAAAACAAUUAUGCACUACAUCUGUAACAAGUUUUCGAACACGAGUUCUUUAAACAAUCAUAAAUGAAGUAAUGGAGCAUUCCAUGAAAUUGUCUACCGUUUGGCCCGUACAAACGCGUAUUUUCUGAAGAUUUGUAGGUAUAUGAGUUUCCUUUUCUAUGACAAAUGGUCAAAAAUAUGCAGAGAACAAUAAUCGCCUGCUUUAAAUGUCCAAAAAAAAGUCGCAACACAGGAAAUAAAAUGCGUUUGUACGGGACAGCCCGUGGAAUGCUCCUAAUUCAGAUGUAAAACCAUAUGCGUGUGAAAUACUUAUGUCAAUUUGAUUGAUACAUUGUAACGUACCGUGAAGCCAUCCCCCACACUGAAGUGAACUGUUUAUCGGUAAACCUUAUUACAAAAGCAUAAGGUCCACCGAUGGACAGUUAGAAUGUUGCUGUUUAUACAUGAGACUUAUGCUUUUUAAAUAGGGAAUAUUAGGCAAAGCGCUGCGUAAGUCACUAGCACAUAAAGUAAACAAACCUCAUUGACAUCAUCAAUGACACAUCAUGCGUCACUAGGUCUAUCACAUGGCCUACCGUGAAACACGACAAUCGAAAGUUCGGUUUCUGCCUCUCUAUCACUCUUGCUUAUCCGAUCGAUAGAGAGGCAGAUAAAGAAAUUUCGAUUUUCGCGUUUCGCGGUAGCCACCUAUAAACUACUUGGUGCAUCAAUGUCAUAGUGAAAACUUGUCAAAAAACUGUUAUUAGGUCUAGUAUGUAUGAGUUACUCUAUGGUUUACUAAUACUUAUUUGUACAACAAGAGAUCAAAGUUUGAUAUUUUUUCGAGUGCUUAAUUCUUGAAUCCCGUGCAAGCGAAAGAUUCUAUAAUAGAUCUAAUUUAGAAUCUUGAGCGUAGUAAGGGAUUCAAAAGCGCACGAGAUGUAAAUAACUUUGAUCUCGUGUAGUACACAAAAUAUUUCACCCUAAGCAGUGAGAACAUACCUAUUAGAGGGACAGAGAUAAUAGAACCCAAGUAUAUAGAACUUGUAUUAGACCCCGCAUGUUGAAAUGACAUUUGACUAUAAAGGUCACUUGAAUGUCAUUUUGUCUCAAUCAGUGAGCAAAAUGCGAUUUUGCUCACUGAGUGAAACAAAAUGACUCAGUGAGUGAGCAAAAUGCGAUUUUGCUCACUGUUUUUAAGAAGCAAAGUACCCUUGUUCGAGCUGCUGAGGUGAAAACAAAUUAGUGCUGCACUCUGGCGGCAGAACAUUGCAGUAAUACCCUAUUGAGAAAGGAUGAAACAUA